AUGGCGUACGUAUUCGACAGCUUCGACACUACCAAGGCCAUUCCCGGCACUCCCCAGGGCUGUCUCUGGGGGUUCUACGACCGUGACGGCAAAGACGAGGUUGGAUCAAUCAACCUGUUGACGCCAGAAGUCGUACUGGCCGCCAAAGAAGAAAUCAAAACAGGCCGACACGUCCAACUCGACUGGCCGCUGAAUGCACUGUCCCACCCUGGCUUCGGUCGGAAGCCAUUCGCCCAACGGGUCUUGAACCUGUUGGAGAAAUCAGAGACAUGCGCCUUCGACGAUGAGAUCCAUCUCAACACGCAGAGUGGCUCACAGUGGGACAGCCUCAAGCAUUACGCCGGACAAAAAGACAAGGUCUUUUAUAACGGACUGACCUAUCAAGAGGCCUUGCACUCCACCACAAACGGAAUACACAAUUGGUGCGAGAGAGGCGGGAUUGUCGGGCGCGGCGUGUUAGUCGAUAUGGUGCGGUUCUAUGAAGAACGCGACGGCGCCAUGCCCUCUCCCACGAGCCGGUUUGAGAUCCCCGUCCGCGAUAUUGAAGCAGCAAUGGCCGCGCAAAAGACAGAAACCCGCCAGGGCGACAUCUUGUUCGUUCGCUCGGGGUUCGUCCGUUGGCAUAACGGGGCGACGGACGCGGAGCGACACCAGGGCACCAAGACCCAGAACACCUUCAUCGGCGUGCAGGCAAGCGAGGAGUCCGUGAGAUGGCUGUACGAGCGCCAUUUCGCUGCGUUGGUCGGCGAUACAGUUGCCUUCGAGGUGUGGCCGCCCGCCGAGGGAUCGUCGUGGCAUCUGCAUGAAUGGGCGCUCGUCUGGUGGGGGACGCCGUUGGGCGAAAUGUGGGAUCUGGAGGCUUUGAGUGUCGAAUGCGCCAGGCAGGACAGAUAUUCUUUCUUCCUCACCAGUGCUCCCUUGCAUGUCAAGGGGGGGGUUGGCAGUCCUCCGGGGGCCAUUGCUAUUUUCUAG
Messenger RNA from Penicilliopsis zonata CBS 506.65, 972 nucleotides. RefSeq lists its product as hypothetical. Bases 1 to 972 code for a protein of 323 amino acids. Lineage: Eukaryota; Fungi; Ascomycota; Eurotiomycetes; Eurotiales; Aspergillaceae. The transcript has 4 exons. Gene Ontology annotation, molecular function: arylformamidase activity. The record is from RefSeq and is a predicted model, not a curated record.